Menidia menidia (Atlantic silverside) is the source of this 540-nucleotide messenger RNA. NCBI's taxonomy places the organism in Eukaryota, Metazoa, Chordata, Actinopteri, Atheriniformes, Atherinopsidae. The record is from the annotation of a GenBank genome assembly.
AUGGCAGACUGCCCUCAUACAAUUGGCGUGGAGUUUGGCACAAGGAUAAUCGAGGUUAGUGGACAGAAGAUCAAGCUGCAGAUUUGGGACACGGCAGGACAGGAGCGCUUCAGGGCCGUCACCCGCUCCUACUACCGCGGCGCUGCCGGGGCCCUGAUGGUCUACGACAUCACCAGGAGAAGCACUUACAACCACCUCAGCAGCUGGCUGACCGACGCUAGAAACCUCACCAACCCCAACACCGUGAUCAUUCUCAUAGGAAACAAAGCAGACCUGGAGGCCCAGAGAGAUGUCACGUAUGAGGAGGCUAAGCAGUUUGCUGAGGAGAACGGCUUGUUGUUUCUGGAGGCCAGUGCAAAAACGGGUGAAAACGUUGAGGACGCCUUCCUGGAAGCGGCCAAGAAAAUCUAUCAGAACAUCCAAGAUGGCAGCCUGGACCUGAACGCCGCAGAGUCCGGGGUCCAGCAUAAGCCCUCGGCCCCCCAGGGCGGCCGGCUAACCAGCGAACCACAGCCCCAGAGAGAAGGCUGCGGCUGCUAA